AUGGCGAGCAAGGCCCACCUCUCCUUCUUGCUUCUCUCGGUCGUCGUGGCCUCCCUGGUCGGCUCGUCCGCCGGCGUGUUCCACAUCGUCGGCGCCGGCAAGGGGUGGACCAUCGCCCCCAACCAGACCUACUACGCGGAUUGGGCUCGCACCCGGGACAUCCGUGUCGGCGACAAGCUCAUGUUCUUGUACCGGAGCGGGGUGUACGACAUCGUGCAGGUGCCGACCAAGGAGCUGUUCGACGCGUGCAGCAUGAACAACGUCACCAUGCGCUACCAGCUCGGUCCCACAAUCAUCAAGCUCACCGAGCCCGGCCCGCGCUACUACUUCUGCGGCGUCGGCAAGCACUGCGAGGGAGGGCAGAAGGUCGCCGUCAAUGUCGCCCCAGCAGUGGCGGCCCCAGCCGUGGCGGCGCCAGCAGGGUUGCCCGUGCCAACGCCGCCGGCGUCGUUGGCGCAGCCAGCAAAGAAGAAACUAUAG
Lolium rigidum is the source of this 480-nucleotide messenger RNA. RefSeq names its product umecyanin-like. The transcript has 2 exons. Gene Ontology annotation, cellular component: plasma membrane. NCBI's taxonomy places the organism in Eukaryota, Viridiplantae, Streptophyta, Magnoliopsida, Poales, Poaceae. The record is from RefSeq and is a predicted model, not a curated record. Gene Ontology annotation, molecular function: electron transfer activity. The coding region runs from base 1 to 480 and encodes 159 amino acids.